AUGUUCGUGAAAGUCUCUGCUGUUCUUGUGCUUCUCGCCGUCUCCGCCCACGCCGGAUUCUUCGAUGAUAUUCAAGGAGUCUCAUCGGAUGUCGGCAACUUCUUCUCCAACCAAUUCCAAAAUGCGAAGGAUUUGUUCUCAAACAAUCAGAGUGAAUUGGACAAAAAUGUGGAGAGAGUCAAGGAGUUGUUGACUGGAUUGAAGGAGAAGGUCAAGAGUUUGGAGCCAUUGGCCAAUGAUGCACAGAAGGAGACAUUGAAGAAGGUUGAUGAGUAUUUGGCUAAGGUCACCGAGUUCCAGAGCGAGGUCAAGGAAGAAGGAGCCGCCAAAUUCGAGGAGAACAAGGGCAAAUGGCAACAAAUGGUGACUGAUAUCUUCGAUAAGGGAGGUCUCAACAACGUCGUCAAGCUCCUCGGUCUCCAGAACUCUGCUCCGUCUUCGUUCAUCUCCGCUGCCCUUGCUCCAAUCUUCUACAUGAUCUUCGUUCGCUAA
This is a messenger RNA of Caenorhabditis remanei, 492 nucleotides long. RefSeq lists its product as uncharacterized. NCBI's taxonomy places the organism in Eukaryota, Metazoa, Nematoda, Chromadorea, Rhabditida, Rhabditidae. The record is from RefSeq and is a predicted model, not a curated record. The transcript is spliced from 3 exons. The coding region runs from base 1 to 492 and encodes 163 amino acids.